ACAUCCCUGCUUUUCUCGAGGGUUACAUUACAUUACACCGCCUGGCAGGAACUGGGCGGUACCGCUUUAACACGCCGUGCGCGCUCCCGCGGACGUCAAACGGCUUGUGGCUGACGCUGGUGUUUGGUCCACGACGGCACCGACGUGACUGACAGGCUGGUUCCUCACUCGCUCAAGCAGUUGCCUUCCUCCAGUCUGCAGGAAGCAUCUGAUGAGUGCUGUCACAAACAACCAGCUGAUGGGGUCCACUUUCAAAUGAAAAUAGUCCAACACCCACCUCCAAUGAAGCUGACUGCGUGACGGGCUAAAUGCUAGAAGACCCGAUUACAAGACAUCACUGAAGACUUUUUUUUUUGCAAGUUGUCUUUAUCGAACUUUUGUUUUGACCGAGAGGAACCAUGGGGGCCACAGGUUACGGCUACUAUCGUGGGACGAUCUUCUUCUGCAUGUUCAUCGGCUACAUGCUGUAUUUCUUCAACAGAAAGACGUUCUCCUUUGUCAUGCCCUCGGUGAUGGACGAAAUUAGGCUGGACAAAGAUGACUUGGGUCUGAUCACCAGCAGCCAGACCAUGGCCUACGCCAUCAGUAAAUUCAUCAGCGGUGUGUUGUCGGACCAGAUUAGUGCCCGCUGGCUUUUCUCCAUCGGCCUCUUUGUGGUGGGAGGCAUCAACGUGGUCUUCUCCUGGUCUUCGACUGUGACUAUGUUCUCUGUGCUCUGGUUUGUUAAUGGCCUGGGACAAGGCUGUGGCUGGCCGCCAUGUGGGAAGGUUCUACGUAAGUGGUUUGAGCCGUCCCAGUUUGGAACAUGGUGGUCUGUACUGUCCUGCAGCAUGAACCUGGCAGGGAGUCUGGGCCCGAUCUUGGUCACAGUGCUGCUGCACUACUAUGACUGGAGGAGCAUCCUAACAAUGUCAGGCGUCUUCUGUGCUGCCUUCUCAUUUGUGACCCUGAUGUUGGUGAAGAAUGAGCCAAAGGAUGUGGGCCUGCCCAGUGUUACGGUGGCAGCCAAGAAGGGGGCGAAGGGACCAGGCAACAGUGAGAGCACCCUGAGUGAGUUCCUCCUCUCGCCUUUCCUUUGGGUGCUGUCUCUGGGCUACCUGGUGGUGUUUGGGGUGAAGACAGCUGCAACCGACUGGGGGCAGCUGUUCCUCAUGCAGGAGAAAGGCCAGACUGCUCUCAUGGGCAGUACUUACAUGAGUGCCUUGGAGGUGGGUGGAUUCGUGGGCAGCCUUGCUUCCGGCUUCAUCUCUGACAGAGCAGUUGCUCGACAUGGCCUGGGCACACAUGGCAACCCUCGCCACGGCCUGCUGAUUGUCAUGAUGGCUGGUAUGUACGUCUCCAUGUACCUCUUCAGGGUCACCAUCACACCUGAAAUCCCAAAGGAGGCUCCUCUUUGGGUUCAGGUCCUCCAUCCAGUGUCUGUGCUCAUCGGUGUCUCCGAAAGAGAGAUCUGGAUCCUCUUUCUCGGUGCUAUGUUCGGAUUUUCCUCCUAUGGACCGAUCGCUCUGUUUGGUGUGAUUGCAAGUGAAAGUGCCCCCUCCAACUUUUGCGGAACCUCCCAUGCUAUCGUGGCUCUCAUGGCUAACGUGGGGGCUUUUGUAGCAGGCCUUCCCUUCAGCACUGUUGCCAAACAACACAGCUGGGACAUGGCGUUCUGGGUCGCUGAGGUCUUCAUGGCCGUCACCACCGUAUUGUUCUUCCUCGUUCGCAACAUGCGCACCAAGAUGGGAAGAAGAGAGAAGAUGGACUAAUGUACACUCUUGGUUCUCUUGUGUUAACGGUGCUGCGUACUUAAUCAUGCACAUUACCGCCACACAAAUCCGCAUGGAACUCAGGGUCGAUUUGUUCAAUGGCUUAAAACGCACCAUAUGGACAAAAUUAAUGUAUUUUGUAAGUUUACUCCCUUACACAAAUGUCAGUAUAAGUCAUAAGUAUUAGAUCGCGAUGCAAUUGGCGGCUUGGUGCGCACACAAACACACACACACACAGCGGACUCUCUCUGUUUUAAUACUUCCACAGAUUUCUAAAAGCAGUACUUGUCAAAAUGCCAAAUAAAAGCUGGGUGCCAAAAACAAAAAAAAAAGACGGUCAGUGCUGACUUUGACGUGAUUCUCCAUUUUGAACGUUUACUGACGAGUCUGUAUAUUCUAGACCAGGGAUUCUCAACUGGUCGGUCGCGCACACGUUUUCAGCAGGUCAUAGACAUCUAGUCAAAACUGGCGUGAAAGCAGGGGAUGUCCAUACUUUUCCAGGCGAGGGCCACAUACAGCACCAUGAAAGGAUGCAAUGGGCCACUUUAAUAUUUUGUAAAGCAACACAUGUAGAUAUGCUAAGAAGUUAUAUAGUUCAGCAAAAAACUACACCUCAGCUUUGUGAUACACGUGAGAAAAAACUUCUGUUUUUGCCCAUUUUUGCUGCUGCUGGGUUUUUUUUUCAAAAAUAUUUCAACUUGUCAAGUCUUUGUAAAUGUUGUUCUCGUAAUAUUAUGGCUUUAGUGCUACAGUGUAUAGUUUCCUCAACCUAAUUUUUAAAAAAAUUAUUACUUAAAAAAAACAAACAUUUUUUUCUUUAAUAUUUCAGCUAAAAUGACAUUUUCUCGAAAAUUGCGACUUUUUUUCUUGUUAGAAUACAACUUUUUUUCUCUUAAAAUUUUGACUUGUAAAAUUAAAACUGUUUUUUUCAUUUCUGCAUUUUUUUUCAAAAUAUUGCAACUUUUUUCUUGUAAAUUUUAUUAUGACUUUAUUCCCUAAUUUUUGCAAAAUUACAACUGUAUUUGUUGUUUUGUUUAUAAUUGUAUAUUACAACUUUAAACAAAAAUAAAUGUCUUUAAUAUUUAAAAUUUAUGCUACCAACAUGACAUUGUUCUUGUAAAAUUCAAACUUUUUUCUCUUCAUAUUUUGAUGUUAUUCUUGUAAAGUUACUGCUGAGUUUUUCCAUUUUUGCUGUUUUAAAAAAAAAUUCUUGUUAAAUUAUAUUUGCAGAAUGUGCCACGGGCCAAUAAAAAACGUAAUAAAACAGCCCCGGGCCCCACUUUGGACACGCCUGCAUGAAAGUAUUCCAAGUACAUUAAUAAUAAAAUACAAAAUAAAAAUGAGUACAUAAAUAUAAAUAAAAGGAACAAAUAAAAAACAAAUACAUCGUCACACGGUGGCUCGGUAGUAAGGUAAGCAGAUGGACAGGUGCCAGGGGGCGAAAUUUUAAAAUUAUUUAAAAAAAUGAAAACGUAAAAAAUUGAAAAAUCUGCAGUAAUUUUACAAGAAUAAAGCCAAAAAUAUUAAGAGAAAAAAUUUUAUUUUAUGAGAAUAAAGAAAAUAUAAGGACAAAUAUUUUAGUAGCUUAAAGUUGAAAUAUUAAAAAGGUUAUUUUUUAAGUUGUAAUAUAAACAUAUUGAAAUAAAGUUACAUUUUUGGAUAAUUAGGUUGCGGAACAAGUUAUGUGAAGAGAAUAAAGUCAUAAUAUUAUGAAAAGAAAAUGUACUUAUUUAACAAGAAAAUUGAAAUAUUUUGGGGGGGGGAACAGCAACAUGGGGAAAAAGGACAAACGGUGGAAAACAUUUGCACACCCCAGCUGUGUAGCGCUGCACAUAAAAAUCAAGGAAAAAAAUAUCUCGAUUCACACUAACGUGCAAUCUAAUUAAAUGUUUUACACUAUUUAUUUCUUUACUGGAAGAGCUGCAUUGCAAACACUGCCAUUUUACUCAAGGACUCAUGCGGCCCUUCCCCUAUGAGCCUCGCUAGUGCCCAUUACAUGCAUGAAUGUACGGUGGAGUGAGCGAGCGUGCCGUGUUUUGGACUUGAUAGAUUAUUUUCAGCCCGAGACCUCCAAUGAAGAACAGCAGAGACCACUGGAAGUUUCUUUAAAGCAGAAUGAGAAUGAGGAGUAAAAUAAUAAUCAAAAUAAAUAAAACAUGGUGACUUUACAACGUAAGCACAUGGCCCUGAACAUGAUGUGAAAAAAUUAAGCACACAAAAAUUGUGAUGAACAUUUUUUGCACAACUUCUACACUACUAUUUGUAUGUGUAGCCCAUCAUUUCACUGACACUCAAAACUACAAAUUAAUGUCCAGAGUUAACUUCCUUCUCAGAAGAAAAACAGCAUAACGACUACCAACCGAGUUUUAUUGGUCCAUUGAUAACAAUCAUGACACAAUUACAUCUAUAAACAAAUAAAAAUAAACUGCACACUUGCACGGACACCUAAACCUCGUGAGUAUUGCUACUGCUGGUAUGCAUUUGACAUGUCAAAUAAAUGUACAGUUUGUCUGCUGGCAUUUAAGAGACUACUUUUGUUUUGAUGUUACUAUUACUAGAGCUAGGCUAACAAAAUAAAAUUAAAAGAUUCCAUGUUUGCCAUUCAUACAAUGUACCAUUACACACUGCAUACAGAGGAGUUGAAAACCCUUUUCACAGCGGCUAUACAAAUUUACUGGGACACAACCAACACACAAGAUACACCGUUUGGAUAGGGAGGGCUCCACUACUUGGGAUUUUAGAUUUAUUGAUCCAAUUUCAUGAGAAAACUGCAUGAUUACAAGAGCCUGCAAACAUUCUAAAACACUGUUCUUCUUUAUAAACAACAAAACAAUGGCUGACCCCCACACCCCCCACCCAACCCCAAGCACAGAUUACAUACUGUCCCUUUAAAGCAUAUGGAAUGUAAUCCAUGCAGGUAAACUCAUUCACUUGUCAACCCAGCUCCUGUGAACUUGCUUGUGUGUUGACACCCUAACCUGUCCCGCAC
This is a messenger RNA of Dunckerocampus dactyliophorus (ringed pipefish), 4740 nucleotides long. RefSeq names its product glucose-6-phosphate exchanger SLC37A4-like. NCBI's taxonomy places the organism in Eukaryota, Metazoa, Chordata, Actinopteri, Syngnathiformes, Syngnathidae. Gene Ontology annotation, cellular component: endoplasmic reticulum membrane. The transcript has 10 exons. The record is from RefSeq and is a predicted model, not a curated record. Gene Ontology annotation, biological process: phosphate ion transmembrane transport; glucose-6-phosphate transport. Bases 399 to 1751 code for a protein of 450 amino acids. Gene Ontology annotation, molecular function: glucose 6-phosphate:phosphate antiporter activity.